AUGUCAAAAGCAUCUUCAGCACAUACAUAUAAUUAUAUCGCAAAUGAUGAGCAGACGAGAAUAUCACCAAGACGAUUUGUGCUAAGAGCUCGCCAACAGCCAAUACAGACGCGUAUUAGCACUAAUAAUGAAAGAGAUCGUCGGACUCUUGACCCCCCUCCUAUCAUUCAAAUCAGAUUACAAGAUGCCUUACCACAGGAGACGCAUUUUUUUAUGUGUGCCAAUCUGGCUCACUGGAGCGAUGAUAAUGAGAUCUACACUCCAAAUCACAAUGCUUUGUCUGGCCAAGCUGUGUCUUCGCUGUACAAACUCAAAGACAUUGACAAUAAUGAUGGAGGAUUUUUUAUUUUUGGUGAUUUGUCGGUCAAGGUUGAAGGAAGAUUCCGAUUAAAAUUCACUCUGUUCGAGAUCACAGCUUCAGGUGCUAAUGCCAGUGUCGCAAUGUUCUCGGAAAUCUUUACAGUUUAUUCGGCAAGAUCCUUCUCAGGAAUGCUAGACUCCACCUUUCUCUCACGUACGUUCUCUGACCAAGGAGCUCGCAUUCGCAUUCGAAAAGAACACAGAUCUCAAUUAUCUGGGUCACGCAAACGAAAACAUUCUAUUCAAAAUUUGUCCGUUAGCCCCCCGCCAACUGAGGCCCAUUCGCUCACACCCUCAAGCUGGUACCCAAGCACAGACGACUCUACUUGCCCUCAGAAAUCCGCCAGCAAGUUUAGACGAUUAGACCAGGAUACGGGUUUUCCCGUGGUUGACACCCAUGUCUCAGUUCAAGGCUCAUAUUCUCUUGAUGACCAAUCGCCACUAUACACACCAACUGGAUACAGCGGUUGGAGAUCUCAGUCUGGCCGUCCUCCAAUGGUCGACACUCACCAAGAUGUACCCAUGCCUAUCCAUAGCAGACGAGACAGCAUGAGCAGUAACAGUGGAACCGAAAGCACCUGUAGCGAGCCAAGUUCAGCAUCAAUGCAUCAUCUCACGCCUUCCCACCCCUUGACAAAACCAAGCUUUGUUCCACUAUGUACCACAAAGUUCAUCUCUCCGCAACAACAGAUGUGUAACGAGUUUGGUUUCGUACAACGUGGUCUGGAGCACCCUUUUUCCAGGGCGACUUUUGUCCAAUCCGAACACAACAAGAGAGAAUCUCCGGGAAGCCAAACCCCUACACUUUCGCCAUCUCUGAACAAGCGUGCCUUUUACGACAAUGAAGACACACACAUGGUACAACUUCCACCUCUUCGUUACAUAAUCCCAGACAACCACUACCCUUGCCCAUCUAUUUUUGACAAAGAUGAGGUGGUCAAGACCAAUGCUGCAAAAGCAAUGGUUCAACUUUCCAGUCAUUUCAAUAUUGCACAAACUCCACAGCCAAUUCACCCUACCAGUCACACCCACACGAACUACUAUGCCACCCUUUCUCCUACGUUUUAA
Molecule: messenger RNA, 1428 nt
Organism: Phycomyces blakesleeanus NRRL 1555(-)
Lineage: Eukaryota; Fungi; Mucoromycota; Mucoromycetes; Mucorales; Phycomycetaceae
Exons: 7
Coding region: 1-1428 (475 amino acids)
Source: RefSeq, a predicted model, not a curated record